AAAACUAAGAUCUUACAAUAAAGUUGUUCCGUGCAGCUACCCCCUGUCAGAAAGAUUGGCGCUAGUUAUCACCAGGCUGAAGGUCGACGCGACAUCUACAGUGAGAUAGAUACCUUUGUACCUCAAAUUCCAAACCUCUACAACAUUUAUCAGAUUCUAACAAAAUUCAUCGUAUUCCAAGUUCAGAGAUUCCCCAAUACGAUAAUCAAGAUGUCCAUGUUCAGUCAAAAUCCUCUCAUGAAUGGUCCAAAUUACUCCUUCAAUCAAGCUCCAACCAAGCAAGGUGAUGGUUUCACACAACAUCAUGGUUUCUACCCGUAGGAAUAUCUUUCGACUUUAAUGUCCUUCCAAAACUAAUAUAUUUCUAGAUACACAGAUAACGGUGGUUCUACUCUAGCAAUCUCAGGUUCCGACUUCACCAUCGUCGCCGGCGACACUCGUUCCACAUCCGGAUAUAAUAUCAACACAAGAUACCAACCCAAAGUCUUCAAGAUCGGCGGCACAACCGCAGCUCAAGAUGAUGCGACUCUCGUCCUCUCCGUCGUAGGAUUUGCUGCAGAUGGUGAAGCACUCAAGGAACGCCUCGAUGCAAUCGUCAAGAUGUACCGUUACCAGCACGGCAAACCCAUGAGUGUUAACGCUUGUGCUCAACGAUUAGCAACCAUUUUAUAUAGCAAGCGAUUCUUCCCAUACUACGUUACCGCAAUUCUUGGAGGGUUGGAUGAGGAGGGAAAGGGAGCAGUUUACAGUUAUGAUCCUGUUGGAAGUUACGAGAGGGAACAGUGUAGGGCCGCAGGUGCUGCAGCCAGUUUGAUCAUGCCUUUCUUGGACAACCAGGUCAACUUUAAGAAUCAAUAUAUUCCGGGCAGCGGGGUGGGACAUGAAUUGGCAGAAAGAGAAAAGAUUUCAUUGCCUAGAAAUGAAGUGGAGGACUUGGUUAAGGAUGCUUUUGACAGUGCGGUGGAAAGACAUAUUGAGGUCGGUGAUGGUUUACAGAUGUUAAUCAUUACGAAAGAUGGCAUUGAGGAGAUUUAUAAGCCAUUGAAGAGGGAUUAAGGUGCUUUUUAAACAGAGCGGUGAUGCGGACUUGUAUUACUAGCAAGGCAUGUGCAUUCUCAGCAACUGCCUUUACGAAACCAGGUGUUGCUUCGGAAUUCAUGAAUUUUGUCAGAACAUUCAAAUGAAUUUGCAUGUGGUGACUUGAUUAACACAUUUGCCGCCCGAAGGAAUAUCACAGAUAAUAAAAGCUUCAUCGAUUAAACACAGGUCAGACUGAAUCACAUAGGCACACACUCUCAUUCAAGAUUUUGGGGAAAAGUUUAAUUGUACUAGUAACACAUUUACUGGUUGGUUAACUUCGGAUCGAUAAAGAAUCCAGGUGAGCCAACUCUUGGGGAGGAGCGACA
Sclerotinia trifoliorum is the source of this 1406-nucleotide messenger RNA. The record is from the annotation of a GenBank genome assembly. NCBI's taxonomy places the organism in Eukaryota, Fungi, Ascomycota, Leotiomycetes, Helotiales, Sclerotiniaceae.